AUGGCUCAGGGCUCCAAGCCCAUCGGGUGUUUUCUCCCCCAAAGCAGCUGUCAGACGAGUGGGCCCUAUCAGACAAAGGAGGGGACUCAGAUCUCUCACACAAAGCUUUCUGCAGAUGAUGAGUGGAACCUGCAGCAGGAGAGGAGGUACAGGAUGCACCGGGGCCAUGAGUCCAUGCACAUGGAGAUGAACUUGAUCUUCCUCUGUGCCCUGGUCAUUGCCCAGAUAGUGCUGGUGCAGUGGAGACAGAAGCAGGGUCAUUCCUACAACCUGGUGACCCUGUUCCAGAUGUGGGUUGUCCCUUAGUAUUUCACAAUAAAACGUUACUGACGUUAAAAUAAAAAACUUUACUGGUGGUGAUUUCUGUCUAUGUGGGGAAUGUUCUCAGUUAUUACCAGCUACAUCCUCUUCAGCGCUACCCAAAAACCCCUCCCAGGGAGAACACCACAAUUGGUCUACAAAUGGUUUCUUCUCAUCUGCAAAUUCAGCUGUGCAUUUGGUGCUGUGGGUUAUUUGGCUAUCAUGUUUACAAUGUGUGGAUUCAAUUUAUUUUUCAAAAUCAAGGCUAGAGAUUCCAUGGAUUUGGGCAUCGUACCCUUGUUCUAUGGUCUCUGCUAUGGAGUAAUGGGGAGAGACUUUGCAGAGGUCUGCUCAGAUUACCUGGCUUCUACUAUAGGGAAAUUCUACAGAGCCAGUGGGAGGCCCACCAGGAACUUGUCAGACAACAUCUGUGCCGUCUGCGGGCAGCAGAUCGUCGUGGUGCUCAGUGAAGAAGGACUCAUUGAAGACACCUACCAGGCUUCCCUAACAAGAUCCCUAAGAUUUCAUGAAUUCUGCAUCCGAGGUUGGUGUAUUGUUGGUAAAAAGCAGACAUGCCCUUACUGCAAAGAGAAGGUCGAUUUGAAGAGGAUAAUCAAUAACCUCUGGAAGCUCCUCCACACACAAUUUUUACAUGGACGAAUCCUGGACUGGCUUCGUUAUCUGGUGGCCUGGCAACCCGUGGUGAUAGGAAUCGUCCAAGGCAUUAAUUAUUCACUAGGGCUGGAAUAGCAUGGCACACCUACCCCAGAAGCAAUGUAUUCCAUGUUGAAAUAUUUUCUAAUCCUUAAUCCUACAUUUAAUAUUGAUAUUCUUUUCUAAUUUUAGAGAUGACCCCAAGAAUUUAGAGAACUGAAUAACAACUGGCACUUUGUGUGGAAAGAAUUUAAAGAGAAGCUGAGCAAUGGAAUAAACAAAUAAAGCAUGAUUUGCAUCCUUCCGAUUACAAUCAUUUUCUAAUCAUCACAUCUGACACAUUUGGUACAACCCACUGUGGACAUCCCACCUCUACUUUGGCUUACAGUGAUCUCAUCUGAGGCGUGUUUCAGAGGUUUGCGAAGUACUCCUCACGUACAACAUUGAGUUACAACAAAUACCUUCUUAUCAGUUCAACAUCUUCAAAGAAGUAGGCAGUGUUGUUAAAUCUAUGGUUUAAGGACAGAGUCUUUUCUGUUCUUUGUGCUUGUUACCACGUGGCAGCUUUGGCACCACAGAGCCCUUCUAUGUAGAGAUCACUCCCGAAGCCUCUAGCACCAGUGUAUUGCAGCCCACUCAAUGGGCCAGAGCUAUGCUGGGUUUCCUGGGGCUGCCCCAUGCACUCAGCCCACCCAAGGGCUGCACUAAAGGGAAGAG
Kogia breviceps (pygmy sperm whale) is the source of this 1671-nucleotide messenger RNA. RefSeq names its product ring finger protein 175 (gene RNF175). Gene Ontology annotation, molecular function: metal ion binding; ubiquitin protein ligase activity. Gene Ontology annotation, cellular component: endoplasmic reticulum membrane; Golgi membrane. The record is from RefSeq and is a predicted model, not a curated record. Lineage: Eukaryota; Metazoa; Chordata; Mammalia; Artiodactyla; Physeteridae.